GAAAUAUCCGAAAAGCAAAAGAAAUAUCCGGCGCUGAGUACGCUGACCGCGGAAUUUGGGUGUACCAAAUCGACAGAUUCAUUGACCAGUGAGCACAACGGGGUAGACGACGUUCUUGGCUUUGUCAAUUUUACGCCCCCAGCCCGAAUUGGCAGCGCUGCGAGACCUUUUUGUCCUCUCCCGUUUCCUCCGCUUUCUUUCUCUGUGCCGUCCACGUUCUGCAGAAGCCAGCGGGCAACCUCCUCUCGGGGGAGAAGGAGAAAAGGAAUUGACAUUAACGAGCAUAUGAGAUAAAAGGGUUGUUUGGGAAGUCGGCGGAAUGGAGAAAUUGUUCGAUAAGGUAAGAAACUUGGAUGCUUACCCGAAAGUCAAUGAAGAUUUCUACAGCCGUUCUCUCUCAGGCGGUCUCAUCACCCUCGUCUCCUCGACCGUCAUGCUCCUACUUUUCUUCUCUGAGUUUAGAUUAUACCUACAUACUGUGACUGAGACUAGGCUUAUUGUUGACACGUCAAGAGGAGAAAAAUUACAUAUCAAUUUUGAUGUGACCUUUCCAGCCAUCCGGUGUUCAUUGCUUAGUGUAGAUGCCAUGGAUAUCAGCGGGGAACAACAUCUUGACAUAAGACAUGAUAUAUUCAAGAAAAGAAUUGAUUCACACGGUAAUGUUAUUGAAGUCAGACAAGAAGGAAUCGGUGCUCCUAAGGUUGAAAGGCCUUUACAAAGACACGGUGGCAGGCUAGAGCAUAAUGAGACAUACUGUGGUUCUUGCUUUGGUGCAGAAAUGUCAGAUGAUGAAUGUUGUAAUUCAUGUGAAGAAGUUCGUGAAGCAUACAGAAAAAAAGGAUGGGCAAUCUCAAAUACAGAUUUAAUAGAUCAGUGUAAAAGGGAAGGCCUCAUCCAAAAGGUUAAAGAUGAAGAAGGUGAAGGAUGCAACAUCCAUGGAUCUCUAGAGGUCAAUAAGGUUGCUGGGAAUUUUCAUUUUUCCCCCGGAAAAAGUUUUCAUCACUCAAAUGUUCAUUUGAGUGAUUUGCUUGCUCUUCAGACAGAUAGCUAUAAUAUAAGCCAUACGAUAAACAAGUUAGCUUUUGGAGCAUCUAUUCCUGGGGUUGUAAAUCCACUUGAUAGGGCGCAUUGGGUGCAGGAAACACCAAAUGGGAUGUACCAAUAUUUUCUUAAGGUGGUUCCUACAAUGUACACAAACAUCAGAGGCCACAAGAUUGACUCAAACCAGUUCUCAGUGACCGAGCAUUAUAAAAGUGCAGAGUUUGGUCACUUCAAUGCACAUCCCGGGGUUUUCUUCUUUUAUGAUCUUUCACCUAUCAAGGUGACCUUCACAGAGGAGCAUGUUUCUUUCCUUCAUUUCCUCACAAAUAUAUGUGCGAUUAUUGGCGGUAUCUUCACAAUUGCAGGGCUAGUUGAUUCGUUCAUUUACCAUGGUCAAAGAGCACUAAAGAAGAAAAUGGAGCUUGGAAAGUUCAGCUAAGGUGCCUCUAAAACUGGUUUCCUUGCACUGGAAGCAGUUCUUUGACUUAGAUUCACAUGUUCUGUAUUGCAUCUACUUAUUUUGACAGUGAACCAGAUUUAUUUCACUCUUCUCUUCGAUAAGCUGUAAUUUUUUAUUUAAUAUUUUGAAUCUGAUUAAAUGGUUACUGUGGGAAUUGGAAGACUAAUUCUUGACUAAUGCAAAGGAAAACUCUGUUUGUCAAAAA
Cuscuta epithymum is the source of this 1706-nucleotide messenger RNA. Lineage: Eukaryota; Viridiplantae; Streptophyta; Magnoliopsida; Solanales; Convolvulaceae. The record is from the annotation of a GenBank genome assembly.